AUGGUGGGAGUUCCGCACAGCACAGGCUGUGCCCUGUGCCGCGAGCGACGGAUCAAGUGCGACGAGGCAGUCCCGGAAUGCAACCAGUGCCAGAAAUAUGGUCGCGCAUGUCCGGGCUACCGGCGAACUUUCCGCUUUCAAGACGAAGGCCCCAACCUCGCGCGACGACAUCGCACCAACACGCGACGGAGGGGGAAAGGCGCAUUGGCAGGUCCACGCGCGCCGGCUACAUCUUCAACCCAAACUGACCUAUUCGUCCCCGCACACGGUGACUCCACCGCCGCUGCAGACGUAGUGCGCGGCAAUGCGAUUGCCCUCAUGCGCCGCCACUCCUCCUUGGGUGGCUGGGAUGAAAAAGUGUCGCCGUCGCUGGUGCGCAAGUCCUUCCGUGCUGCACAGCCACAAUUAUUCCUCGACUUCAUCAGCACGUCGUUUCCGACCCUCUAUUAUCAUAAUCGGUUCCGGUCUGGCGAUGCGCCCGGGUUCGCCGAAUAUAUCGUCAUGAAUUUUGGUACAGAUGCUUACCUCGACUCCGCGGUUUGCUGCUUGAGCUCUGUCUAUUUAGCGCACUUGACUCAAGAUAAGGCUCUCUUCAAAGCAAGUCGACAAAUGUACUCGAAGUCACUGAGUGAGGUUAUUCGGGCCAUCCCGAAAGCCGACCAUGCCAAAUCUGACAACAUGCUAUGCACAUCCAUCAUCCUCAGUGUCUUUGAGAUGUACGCGCAGACCACGCCCGACGCCUGGGUCGUGCACUCCGACGGCGCGAAGCGACUGAUGAUAAGUCGAGGCCCAGAAGCGCACGACUCUGGGUUCGGAAGAUACUGCUGGAUUGCAUUCCGCGGCUUCUUCAUCGCGACAGCGGUCUACGAAGGCAAACCUUGCUUUCUAGACCAAGAAGAAUGGCAAUCCUACGCGACGAAAGUCAGGACCGAAGACUGCCAGAAACCCGGCGAGUGGUCUGCAUACGGAGAAAUAUCCGACCUGGCUUUCAUGGAAAUCGCCAAAUGCCCGCGGUAUAUCAGCGAAACCCAGGAUCUUCUUUCAGUCCCGGCCGAGCCAGACUCAACUUCCAUCACAAAUCUCAUCGGGCGCAUAAAUGACACUUCCCGUCGGCUGCGCUCGCUCGCCUCGGAGCUCCGGUCCUGUAUCAGCGCGCACAGCCAGCGCCAGCAAGGUAUCAUCCAACGACCUGGAUCUUUCGUGGGCCCCGUUCCAGAGAUCUUCCCGGACACUGGUCCGUCGCUGCUCCUCAAUGGAGCAGAAAAUAUGCUAGAAAUACUACAACAGCUCUCAGACCGUCUUGGAGACCGAUUGCGCUUUAAUCUCAUCGAGGAAAAUUCGCCGGAGUCGACUGUUGUCACGCCACCCGGCGGUGAUAGUGAAUAUUCCAUAUCCCCCAAUUCUGCAACGUCGAAGAGCUCCGUCCUCCCCUUCCGCAUUCAUUCGGAGCUUGGACAGGGUCCGUCUAAGACCUCUGAUCCACAUGAUCCCCGUGCUGUGAUCUGGUUGGAUCGUAUAGCGUCGUCGAUGGGUGUCCUCGGCGCAAAGGUCCUCCCGGGUGAUGGCUCGAGUGCUUCAGUGCAGAUGGACAACUCACCUCAAUUAUGGGAGUUGCAAUAG
Messenger RNA from Penicillium samsonianum, 1620 nucleotides. Its product is annotated as Zn(II)2Cys6 transcription factor. Lineage: Eukaryota; Fungi; Ascomycota; Eurotiomycetes; Eurotiales; Aspergillaceae. Gene Ontology annotation, biological process: regulation of DNA-templated transcription. The record is from RefSeq and is a predicted model, not a curated record. The transcript has 2 exons. The coding region runs from base 1 to 1620 and encodes 539 amino acids. Gene Ontology annotation, molecular function: zinc ion binding; DNA-binding transcription factor activity, RNA polymerase II-specific.